AAACAGAAAAAGCCCUAAGGAGAAGAUGAGCAAUAUUCCAGUUGUACUGGUGCUACCUUAUCCUGCACAAGGACAUGUGAACCCUUUGAUGAUCCUGUCACAAAAGUUGGUCAAAAAUGGUUGCAAAGUGGUUUUCGUGAACACAGAAUUCGACCACAAGCGAGUGGUGAGUUCCUUUGGAGACCAAGAACAUAGUAGGAAGCAUGAGGAAGAAUCGGUGAUGAAGUUGGUUUCAGUCCCUGAUGGGUUAGGAGCUGAUGAUGAUAGAAACGAUUUUGGCAAGCUGUGUGAUGCUCUGCAGAACUCGAUGCCAAAAGAACUUGAGAAACUGAUACAUAAUAUGCAUUUGAAAGGUGAGAACAAAAUCAGCUUCAUUGUUGCAGAUUUGUUCAUGGCUUGGGCGUUGGAUGUUGGGAAAAAAUUUGGAAUGAAAGGAGCAAUAGUGGGCCCUGCAUCAGCUACAACGUUUGCCCUAACGUACAGUAUUCCCUCUCUUAUUCAUGAUGGGACCUUAGACUCCGAUGGCUCAUCAAACAACCUUUUUAGGUUUCUUCAGGAUUGGGCCCGAACUGUUCGGCAGAUUCCCACGCAUUACGCACCCGUUCGCCACUUUGUUUUCAACUGUUCCCACUUCCUGGGCGAGACAAGCAACCUUCACGCUAGGAGCCUCUUUUCCUUCUGCCCAGCUCCCCGAAAACAACGUUCGACUUGCACAAGUUUAAGAUUAACAACAAAAGAGACAAUUCAAAUAUCAUCAAGUAUGGCUGAGAUGAACAUAGGAGACUUCUUUUGGUUAAACAUAGGAGACAUAAUAAGUAGUAAGAUGAUAUUUCAGUAUCUAAUACACUGUUGUCAAAGUUUAAAUUUGGCAGAAUGGUGGCUCUGCAACACUACACAUGAACUUGAACCUGGUGCACUAUCAUUUGUUCCUAAGAUCCUACCAAUUGGUCCAUUAUUAAGAAGUUAUGACAGUAAAAUUGGUACCACAAAAGCAAUUGGACAAUAUUGGGAAGAAGAUCUCUCUUGCAUAAAUUGGCUUGAUGAACAACAUCAUGGUACUGUUUUGUAUGUUGCAUUUGGUAGUAUCACUCUUUUUGAUCAAAACCAAUUCAAUGAACUUGCUCUUGGGUUAGUCCUCACCAAUAGACCUUUUCUUUGGGUUAUAAGAGAAGGCAAUAAAAUGGAAUACCCUACAGAAUUCAAAGGGCACAAAGGUAAGAUAGUUAGUUGGGCUCCUCAACAAAAGGUUCUAAGCCACCCUGCCAUAGCCUGUUUUGUCACUCACUGUGGUUGGAAUUCUACCAUGGAAGGUUUGUCCAAUGGAGUACCUUUCUUGUGUUGGCCAUAUUUUGCAGAACAAAUUCAGAACGGAAGAUACAUUUGUGAUGAGUUGAAGGUUGGGUUAGGAUUUGACAAAGAUAAAAAUGGAGUUGUGUCAUGCGAGGAAUUAAAAUUGAAAGUGGAACAACUCCUCAGUGAUGAGAACGUGAAAUCGAGGUCUUUUGAGUUGAAGGAGAAACUUAUGAACAACAUAGUCAAAGGAGGUGAAUCAUGGGAGAACCUUAAUAGGUUUGUCAAGUGGCUUAAAGAGUAGGAAUUGACAUUUAAAUAUAAUUUUAUGCAUUUAUAUGUAUUAAAUUAUUGGGUCACAACAGCACAAUGUUAG
Messenger RNA from Vigna unguiculata (cowpea), 1666 nucleotides. RefSeq names its product UDP-glycosyltransferase 83A1-like. Gene Ontology annotation, molecular function: quercetin 7-O-glucosyltransferase activity; calcium ion binding; quercetin 3-O-glucosyltransferase activity. Lineage: Eukaryota; Viridiplantae; Streptophyta; Magnoliopsida; Fabales; Fabaceae. The record is from RefSeq and is a predicted model, not a curated record.